CAUAAUUUCUACUAGACGAAAAUAAACAUUCUGAUUACAUUGAAAACUAUAUCAUUCUCAGUUCAUGAUGACACAAUUUAAAAUCAAAGAAGAUAUAUGAGUUGAACAGAUGUUUUUUUCUGCAGCUCAUAAUCUGAAAUUUCUCUAUUCAAAAUGUUGGUCUGGAUUACCUAUCAUUUGUAUAAGUAUCCUCUGGUUCUUCCAGAGAAUCCAACCAUUCAAAACAUCAAAGAAGAAAUUCGAGAUGAGAAGUACCUUAAAUUUGCAGUGAAGGACCAACAACUAUUCUGCAAUAGUACCAUGCUGGAAAAUGAAAAGAAAGUUGAAGAUUAUGGAAUUACAUCUGAUUCUGAUAUCCUUCUUCGUGUUAUUAGGGGCGUGCAGAUUGAUUAUAACUCUCAGAGAUUUAGUGUGAUGACUUGGGAUGACGAUACAGUUUCGAAACUCAAGAACAUAGUUGCAGCCCUGAUUCGUAUUCGUGCGGCGAAGCUGUUGCUGCAUUACGAUAAUAAAGAGUUGCAAAAUGAUGAAGAUAUCUCAAUUAUUUCUGUUGGGAAUACUGUUUUUGUGACUGUGAAAUUUGUCGUUCAAAUUUUUGGAUUUAAACGCAUAUAUACCUUAGAAGUCCAUAACAUGAUGAAAGUUGCAGAAUUGAAGCAGAAACUUCAGACUCAAUAUGCACUCAACUGUACAAAAAUUACUCUACAACUUGGCGAUGUGUCUAGAACUUUUCUCGAUGAUUGUGCUUAUCUGAAUGCUUAUGACAUUAAAGAUGGAACUAUAAUCCAUGCAACUGUUAGUGGAGCUUAAGUAAAUUUAUGUUAGUUUAUCAUAUAGUCUGUAACUAACAUAUGGUCUGUAAUCAUACCAGAAGCUUUUAUCGGACUCAAUAAAUUGAUUUCUUCAA
This is a messenger RNA of Jatropha curcas, 907 nucleotides long. RefSeq lists its product as uncharacterized. Gene Ontology annotation, molecular function: polyubiquitin modification-dependent protein binding; ubiquitin binding; proteasome binding. Gene Ontology annotation, cellular component: nucleoplasm; cytosol. The record is from RefSeq and is a predicted model, not a curated record. Lineage: Eukaryota; Viridiplantae; Streptophyta; Magnoliopsida; Malpighiales; Euphorbiaceae. Gene Ontology annotation, biological process: proteasome-mediated ubiquitin-dependent protein catabolic process.